CGCGGCGAUGUGUAAACUCUAUAAAGCCUACUCUUUCUAGAUCAGAUAUACACUACUUCCAUUUUCCCUCUGUUCAUCAGCAAUCAGACAUGGCAGACAAACAAUCCCUGAAUGGUGCCUACUACGGCCCCUCAAUCCCACCGACGCGAAAAUCCUACCACCGCCACGGCCACGGCCGCGGCAGUGGUUGCUGCGGCUGCUUUGGGUGCCUUUUCGGCUGCCUCUGCGAUUGCAUUUUCGGCCUCAUUUUCAAAAUCGUCUUCACUAUCCUCGUAAUCGUUGGCCUCGCCGCCCUAAUCGUCUGGCUCAUCCUCCGCCCCAACAACCUCAAGUUCCACGUCACCGACGCGUCUCUCACGCAGUUCAGUUUCACCACCACCACCAACACGCUCCAGUACAACAUGGCGCUCAACCUCACCGUCAGAAACCCCAACAAGAGGAUUGGCAUAUACUACGACACCAUCCAAGCCAACGGUUACUACGAAGGCCAGAGAUUUGGCACGGUGGAUUUGACGCCGUUCUACCAAGGGCACAAGAACACGACUGUAUUGAGCACCGCGUUCGACAGCCAGCAUGUGGUGGUUCUGGGAACUGACGAGCUCUCCAAUUUUAAUUCGGCGACGAGUGAUGGGAUCUACAGUAUUGAUUUGAAGCUGAAUCUUAAAAUCAGGGCGAAGGUUGGUUGGAUCAAGAUUGGGAAGUUCAAGCCCAAGAUCAAGUGUGGGUUAAAGGUUCCUUUAACCUCUAAUGCAAGUAGCUUUGAGACUACCAAAUGCAGUUUGGAUCUCUGAUCAUCACAGCACGCCUCUUACAUUAUUAUUAUUAUUAUUAUUAUUAUUAUUUAUUUCUACGAUAUUACCAUACCUUUGUCUUUAAUAUAUUUUUUUUGGGCAUAUGUUUUUGUCAUUGAGUUUAUUUGUCAGUUUUUCAUUGGUAAAUAAAUAAAAUAUAGAAUUCGGUGGUUU
This is a messenger RNA of Alnus glutinosa, 965 nucleotides long. RefSeq names its product NDR1/HIN1-like protein 3. NCBI's taxonomy places the organism in Eukaryota, Viridiplantae, Streptophyta, Magnoliopsida, Fagales, Betulaceae. Gene Ontology annotation, biological process: defense response to other organism. The record is from RefSeq and is a predicted model, not a curated record. Bases 90 to 791 code for a protein of 233 amino acids. The transcript has a single exon.